AUGUCUCAAUACCAUGAGUUGGCGGGGCAUGCUAAACCAUCACGAGUGGAAUCUAAGAACGAUUCUGUUUGUAACGUUACAUCUAUAUUACAGCUAAAACAUAAUUUGGAUAGAGAUGUGAAGACAGAAAAGCAAAGCAGUAACAUGCCUUCACAAUCGGACAAUUCUGAAACUAUACAUCUUUUGUCAAAGGACUCACAAGUGCCUAAACAAACAAUCAAACAUCAAGGGCAGAAAAAAAGGAAACUUCAGCAGUUUUUAUUGGCUUUUUCACUAAGCACUAAUGGCAGUAGAGUUCUCAGCACAGACCCUCUGCCUUCGUCAACAAUUCAGGCUGUCAGUGGAGUGAAGGUCCUUAGUCUGAGCUGGAUUUUACUAUUCCACACCCAUUUCCUUACAAAGGGCAGCUCAAAUAUAUCUCCACCUUGGACACGGCAUUGGUCUUUCCAAAUUAUCCAUAAUGCAUUUUAUGCAGUGGAUUCAUUUUUCGUGAUAAGUGGUUUGCUAUUGAGUUAUUUAACUCUCAAAGAGUUACGGAAAAGAGACGGAAGACUGAAUUGGCCAAUGUUCUAUUUCCAUAGAUUCUGGAGGUUAACUCCAGCCAUGAUGCUUGUUAUAUUGGUUAACACAGCAUACUUUCAAUACUGGGGCUCGGGGCCCUACUGGCCCUCAAGAUCCACCGAUCACGAUCAAUGUACCCGUUACUGGUGGUUAAACCUGCUGUAUAUACAGAACUUCUUUCCAAUUAAAAUGCAGUGUUUAAGAUGGGGUUGGUAUGUGGCGUGUGAUAUGCAGUUUUAUGUGAUAUCACCAUUGCUGAUAUAUCCUCUAUAUAGAAAACCAUGGGUAGGUUACGUUAUAGCAGGGGCUAUAAUUCUCAUACAGGCUGUGUUCAGAGGUGUCAUGUCCGUAAAAUUGGACUUAUCUUUCAACUCUUCACCCAAUACCAAUGUCUUCCUUAACCAAGUGUACGACAAACCGUACAACAGCGUGAGUGCAUACGUCAUCGGAAUUCUAACUGGAUAUAUCAUGUGGAAAACAGAGAGACGCGUAACUAUACCAAAACUGUGCGUGGUCCUGGGAUGGAUUUUAGCCCUUGGUAGUAUUUCAUCUCUGGUAUUUGGGACGAAUGAAUUUUACGAGGGACAUAAGCCCUCUAAAUUUGUUAGUGCGCUCUACAACUCCUUCUGCAAAACAACGUGGGGUCUAGGUUUAGCUUGGAUCAUUUUUAUCUGCGAUGUAGGAUAUGGAGGUUUUGUCAACACAUUCCUGUCCGCUAGACUGUGGUCCCCCCUGACUCGCCUGACCUACUGUGCUUACCUUGUCAGUCCUAUAAUCAUAAUUGUCUACCAUCUAAGUCAAAGAUAUCUUAUUUACAACUCAGUCAUGAAUUUAAUCUUCCUCUUUAUGGGAUUUUGGAUGGCGAGCUACGGAAUAGCUUUCUUCGUUUCCUUAGCAUUUGAAGUACCAAUGAUAGGACUCGAAAGGUUAUUGCUGAGACGAAACAAAGAUUAA
Molecule: messenger RNA, 1515 nt
Organism: Saccostrea echinata
Lineage: Eukaryota; Metazoa; Mollusca; Bivalvia; Ostreida; Ostreidae
Product: nose resistant to fluoxetine protein 6-like
Exons: 12
Coding region: 1-1515 (504 amino acids)
Molecular function (GO): acyltransferase activity, transferring groups other than amino-acyl groups
Source: RefSeq, a predicted model, not a curated record